This is a messenger RNA of Neogale vison (American mink), 2778 nucleotides long. Its product is annotated as transmembrane protein 198-like. The record is from RefSeq and is a predicted model, not a curated record. Gene Ontology annotation, cellular component: plasma membrane; vesicle membrane. The coding region runs from base 828 to 1880 and encodes 350 amino acids. The transcript has 4 exons. NCBI's taxonomy places the organism in Eukaryota, Metazoa, Chordata, Mammalia, Carnivora, Mustelidae.
UCCCAUCAAUGUCCUGAGAGGAGGAGCAAGAGGCGGUGUAUCAGGAUGUGAGAUGUCUGUGGGCAAGGUGCCUGCUUAGUCCAAGAGGGACCAUGGGAACUGGACUGUGGCCAGAUGCCCCUUCCCUCCAACAACUCCAUCUCCACAUGAGCUGGGGCUUCAGAACCUUGGCAAAGUGUGGGGACUCUCUCUACUCGAUUCCUUGUCCCAAACUCUUUUAGUGUCUGUUUCUUUUCUCCCCUCUUCUUUCCCUGGGGUUGGAACAGCUGUUCAGAGACCCCACCAUGACUCAUUCUCUUCUCUUUCUCCUCCUACCCCCUCAAUUAACCCCACCUUUCCCAGUCCAAUGAGGUAGUAUUGGGUCCCAGCUGCAGAUGGGGCAAGCUUUCUUUUUAGCUGGAACAAGCUGCUGGCCUUUAGCGCCCAGUCUCACUAGUGUCCCUGGGCCCCUCCUUCCACGGACCUAGGACUUUCUACUCUCUCCAACCCACCCUGGGAAGCUAGGGAGCAGAUUAAGUUUCAUAACCUUAUAAGAUUUUUAGUUUAAGUUUUACUUCGUGUCCUUGUUUCAGAAGGUAGUAAAAAGACAGCUGGUUCCCCUUGACCCAAUCCUGUGGAUUUUUUCAGUUACUCCAGCAAGGCCAUGCUCCCUCCUGAAAUUGGCCUUUCUUCAUAAGAAGCAGAGGUACAGAAUUCUCAAGAUUCGUGGGCACCUGAGUUCCUGCCCCCUACCCCCUUGCAGGUUUCCCAUCCCCCUCAAGAUAUUCAUGGAUGGAUGAGAGGAGCUGACACUGAUCUUCCCCUCUGGCAUCACCUUUUCUUUGGCCAUGGAGGAAGCCCUGUUGCCUCUGGCCAUGACUUCUGACCCCAGGCCCUUUAAUCAACAACUCCCAGAGCCUCCAGACCCAAGAUGUGCCUUGGAACCCCAGGACAAUCCUGAACUGGCACCCGCCCUGGUGUGUGCUCUUUGCUGCUGCUUUGGAAUCAUCUACUGCUGCUUCGGCUACCGCUGCUUCAAGGCAGUAAUGUUUCUCUCGGGCCUGCUGUCGGGAGCUCUGGUGAUCUUCCUGCUGUGCCACAAGGAGCGAGUGCUAGAGACACAGCUGAGCCUGGAGGUGAGCGCGGGCAUUGCGCUGGGCAUCGGACUCCUCUGUGGCCUGGUCACCAUGUUGGUUCGCAGCGUUGGGCUCUUCCUGACUGGUCUCCUGCUAGGCCUGACCCUGGGUGCCGGGGCCCUGCUGGGCACAGAGCCCAUCUACCAACCACCUUCAGCCUGGGUGCCAGCUGGGGGGUUGGUGGGGCUGGCACUCCUGGGAGCCCUGCUCACGCUUCGGUGGCCACGUCCAUUCACAGUUCUGGGCACAGCCCUGCUGGGUGCUGCGGUGCUGGUGGCCUGUGCUGACUACUUCCUAGAGGGGCUGGCACUGGGCAGUCGGCUGGGCCAACGCUUGCAGGCACUUCCAGCCUUGCCUCCUCUCUGCUGGUAUAGCUGGGUCUUGCUGGGCAUCUGGCCAGCCCUGGGGGCCCUUGGGGCCCUGGCCCAGUGGAAGCUCAUGGAUGAGGAACAUGGAGGCCACGCCAAUGUGGUCUUGAGCCACCAGCGAAGGCAUCUUCAACUCCUUCGGAUUCGCCAGCAAGAGGCCAAGUUGCACCGGACAUCCACUGGGGUGGGGCUCUGUGAAGGCAGCUACCGGCGCCAGCUUCCCCCCAAUACCCGGAGCCCCGCUGAUAGUCUGGCUCCCAGUUAUCUGCAGAGCCUUCGAGAGCGCCAACUGGGACCAGGCCCCCAGGCCACAGCCCCUCACACCGUCCUGGACCUGGAUUCCGACUGUGGUUCCACUGUACCCCUCACCACACCUUCUGGUUCCACCCGGACCUGAGCCUAAACCUCCACUGAUGCUUCGACCCCUAGCAAGGGCCUUGGAACACCAACUGUGCAGGGCCUGAACCCACAGGACCCGCACACAAACUUCCCCACCUCUGUCACUGGAGAUAGAAUCUGUACUCCAACCCAGACCAGUCCUGUAGGGAUAUGUUUCAGGGACAGAUAAAGGGGAAUCUUGUGGGGAGGGGAGAGGAAUGGAAGGCUGAAUACCUACCUCUGUCCAAUAAUAGAGGUGCCCUGCCCCUAGAGUAACUGGCUUCCUAAUUCCCUCGAAACCAAGGAGGGCCCUUACCCAAAGAGCCUUUUACAUACUUGCCUCAGUGUGCCUCACGAUGGUAGAUUAGGGGGUUUUGUUGUUGUAGGACCUACAGAAAACCAGGUAGCUCCCUAAAGCACUUGAUAGCUAUUUGAUGGGGAGAAGGGCACAGAGGAGCUCCUGGCUUCCAUAGGCUCAAGUCCCGUUCUCCUACCUCAUUUGGGAAUACCGUCCUCCAUGGUGCUUCCCUUUCUCUCCUUAAUGUGGGGAAGACCAUGGGACAAUGCAUGGCACAGAACCUGCCUCCCCCCACAGCUGUCUACUUCUCCAAGGGGAGACCAUUGGCACACAUGCCAGAGUCUUGCCCUUUUGCCCAAAGCAGCCUGGUCUUCACCGCUGCAUGGGAGACAAGUGCCUUCUCUGCUUCUCAUUGUAGGUGAUGCUCAUCUCUUUCACUAGAACUUUAUCCCAGCCACUAACCCAUUCUAACUCCCUCCUCUGAUUUUCCUGCUCAGAGUCUGUUCCCUGGUUCCCCGGACAGCAUGAAGGAAGAUGUGUUCCUCCCCUGGGCAGCAGAGCUAUGAUGGGAGGGAGGAAGAAUAUGGAGCAUGUGAAUAAAAAGGCAUUGAACACUGAA